GCCACCGCUUUGACCCUGGACAACACACUGUUCUGCUUCGCGAUUCUAAGCUUCAACCAGCGAGACCGAUGGCAGCUAAGAUAUUAUCCCCACAUCCCCACCCUCUUACUUCUCUCUAUCUUCCUGCCUCCAAGUUCAACAACAACAGGGGCUUCACCCACCAGAAACCAUGGCCUGGACAGGCUCGGAACCCCACCAAAGCCAAGAGGGUGGCGGUGUGUGUCUCCCUCCAGGAUGUCUUAUCUUCUGCUGCUCUUGGGGAACACCACAAUUCAUCUUCGCUCAUCCUUCUUGCAGAGAGCACGGGUUAUUCUUUGGCUAGCUACUAUACUUCAUUGGGUCUCUUUGUAAUCUCAGUUCCUGGCCUAUGGUCCCUCAUCAAGCGCUCUGUUAAGUCCAAGAUUGUGCAGAAGACGUUUAUAGGUGAAGGAGAAGGGAAAAAGGCACCUAAUCAGGUCGCAGGGGAAAUCCUAUCUUUCUUCACCCGCAACAAUUUUGUGGUGACUGAUAGAGGAGAGACCAUUACAUUUGAAGGCAUGAUGGUUCCAAGCAGAGGUCAAGCAGCACUGCUCACUUUCUGCACCUGCAUCAGCCUGGGAAGCGUGGCCCUUGUUCUUACAAUAACUGUACCAGAUUUUGGCAAUAAUUGGUUCUGGCUCACGGUCCUAAGCCCAUUGGCAGGAGCUUAUUACUGGAAACGAGCAUCAAGAAAGGAGCAGAUCAAGGUUAAAUUGGUGGUUGCAAAUGAUGGGACCCUUUCAGAGAUCACAGUUCAAGGGGAUGACCAGCAAGUAGAGCAAUUGAGGAAGGAGCUUCAGUUAAGUGAAAAGGGCAUGGUGUAUGUCAAGGGACUCUUCGAGAGGUGAUCAAGGUUUCAAUUUUCAAAUGAGAGAGAGAGAGAGAGAGAGAGGCAGAGAAGACGCAUAUGAGAGAAAGAAGACGGGGAAGAGAGGGAGAGAGAGAGGAGAAGAUGCAGAGACAAAUGAGAAAGAAGGAAGACGGAGAAGAGAGAGAGAAUGAGAGAUUGAGAGAAGAGACAUUUUUUUUGGAAUUAAAAAAAUAUUAUUUUAAUGAUAUAUGGAAGAUUAAGAGAAUUUAUUGUGGAGUAUAUUUGAUUAGGAAAGUAAAAAAUAGUUUUAUUACUUAAAUUUAGAAAAAAUAGUUAGAUAUCUAUCGCUAGCGGUCUUAAUACUGCUAAUGGCCGUGUUAAACCUGCAGGCCUGAAAUCAAGCAGGAGGAACCGCGAGGAGUAGUCUAUAUUUGGUAUUCUCUAUUUGUUCCAUGUUCUUAUGCUUGCAAUUUAAAAAUAAAUAUUUGUCUACAUUUUCAA
This is a messenger RNA of Alnus glutinosa, 1330 nucleotides long. RefSeq names its product protein COFACTOR ASSEMBLY OF COMPLEX C SUBUNIT B CCB1, chloroplastic-like. Bases 69 to 866 code for a protein of 265 amino acids. Lineage: Eukaryota; Viridiplantae; Streptophyta; Magnoliopsida; Fagales; Betulaceae. The transcript is spliced from 5 exons. The record is from RefSeq and is a predicted model, not a curated record.